This is a messenger RNA of Bombina bombina (fire-bellied toad), 4023 nucleotides long. RefSeq names its product leucine zipper like transcription regulator 1 (gene LZTR1). The coding region runs from base 237 to 2669 and encodes 810 amino acids. Gene Ontology annotation, molecular function: protein binding. The record is from RefSeq and is a predicted model, not a curated record. Lineage: Eukaryota; Metazoa; Chordata; Amphibia; Anura; Bombinatoridae. The transcript has 21 exons. Gene Ontology annotation, cellular component: Golgi apparatus.
UUCUCUAGCAGGCUUCUGCCAAUCCCUGUGUAUUCUUCCUGGUUCACUUGUCGAUUCCAAAUGCAGUUACAUGCAGUGACAAUUAUGGAUGAUAGAAAGUCUCCCAUCCCCUAGUAGCGUUAUAGGGUUUCAUUAUGGAUGACCGCCUGUAAACAUUUAUAUGGCCAAAGCGCAAGCACCCUAUGUACACCCUGUAAUCAGUAGGACUGCUGACUUACCUCAGUCUGUGGCCCUCUAUGGCGUGUAAAUCUAAGGUAGCCCCGAGUGUAGAUUUUGACCACAGCUGCUCAGACAGCGUGGAGUAUCUGACCCUGAAUUUUGGCCCCUAUGAGAGUGUACACCGCUGGAGGAGACUGCUCCCCUGCGAUGAGUUUGUGGGAGCCAGGCGCAGUAAACACACAGUUGUAGCUUACAAAGAUGCCAUCUAUGUGUUUGGUGGAGAUAAUGGAAAGAACAUGCUAAAUGAUCUGCUGAGAUUUGACGUGAAAGACUGUUCCUGGUGCAGGGCUUUUACUACAGGAAGUCCCCCAGCACCAAGAUAUCACCACUCUGCAGUGGUCUAUGGGAGCAGUAUGUUUGUAUUCGGUGGUUAUACUGGUGACAUCUAUUCAAACUCCAAUCUGAAGAAUAAAAAUGAUCUUUUUGAGUACAAGUUUGGAACUGGCCUAUGGACUGAGUGGAAAGUUGAAGGAAGACUGCCAGUUGCUCGGUCUGCUCAUGGUGCUACGGUAUACGAUGAUAAACUCUGGAUUUUUGCAGGAUAUGAUGGGAAUGCAAGAUUAAAUGACAUGUGGACCAUAGGCUUGCAAGAUCUAAAGAUAACUUGUUGGGAAGAGAUUGAACAGAGUGGAGAGAUCCCACCAUCUUGCUGUAACUUUCCAGUGGCCGUCUGCAGGGAUAAAAUGUUUGUCUUUUCUGGUCAGAGUGGAGCAAAGAUCACAAAUAAUUUGUUCCAGUUUGAAUUCAGCGAAAAAGUUUGGACACGUAUCCCUACAGAGCACUUACUACGUGGGUCACCUCCACCCCCUCAGAGGCGUUACGGACAUACUAUGGUGGCCUUUGACCGUCAUCUUUAUGUAUUUGGUGGGGCGGCAGACAACACCCUCCCCAAUGAGUUGCACUGUUAUGAUGUAGAUUCACAGUCCUGGGAAGUCAUUCAACCAAGCCAAGAUAGUGAGAAAGUAUCUGAUGCAAGUUUUUCUUCAGCCCUCCUGUGCUUCAAGGACAAAGCAGAGAAUGCAAACCAGGAAUCACAGACUCAUUCUCAGGUGCAGCUGCCCAGUGGGCGUCUUUUCCAUGCUGCAGCAGUUAUCAGUGACGCCAUGUACAUCUUUGGUGGAACUGUGGACAAUAAUGUAAGAAGUGGAGAGAUGUAUCGCUUCCAGUUUUCUUGUUACCCAAAGUGCACAUUACAUGAAGAUUAUGGAAGGCUAUUUGAAAACCAACAGUUCUGUGAUAUUGAGUUUAUUCUAGGAGAAAAAGAAGAGCGUGUGCGAGGACAUCAAGCUAUUGUCACUGCUCGAUGUAAAUGGUUACGUAAGAAAAUCAUGCAAGCCACAGAGAGACAGAGACAGAAGCUGAAGCAGGAGCCAGAAGAAGAAAGCCAAAGUACACAACAGAAACAAGAGAGCACAAGCAACCCUGCUAAGGUAUCUCGCUCGCAGGCAAUGCUGGAGGUAAACAUACGAGAUGCUGAAGCUCGCCCCUUUGAGAUCCUCAUGCAGUUUCUGUAUACAGACAAGAUCAAGUAUCCACGGAAAGGUCACGUACAAGAUGUUCUUCUCAUUAUGGAUGUAUAUAAACUUGCUCUGUACUUUAAACUCUCACGCCUGGAGCAGUUGUGUGUGCAGUAUAUCGAGGCAUCUGUUGACCUUCAGAAUGUCCUUGUAGUGUGUGAAAACGCCAAUAAGCUGCAGCUGGAUCAGUUAAAGGAACACUGUUUGAACUUUGUGGUGAAGGAAUCCCACUUCAACCAGGUGAUAAUGAUGAAGGAGUUUGAGCGUAUGUCGUCUUCCCUGAUAGUGGAGAUAGUGCGAAGGAAGCAGCAGCCGCCUGUCCGCGUGCAGUCUGACCAGCCUGUCGAUAUAGGCACGUCUCUAGUUCAGGAUAUGAAGGCUUAUCUGGAAGGUGCUGGGAGAGAUUUCUGUGACAUCACUUUGCUACUAGACGGACACCCCAGACCUGCACAUAAAGCUAUACUUGCUGCUCGAUCCAGCUAUUUUGAAGCCAUGUUCCGAUCGUUUAUGCCUGAAGAUGGCCAAGUGAAUAUUUCAAUUGGUGAAAUGGUGCCAAGUAAACAGGCCUUUGAGUCUCUACUGCGAUAUAUUUAUUAUGGAGAGGUGAACAUGCCUCCCGAAGACUCCUUAUACUUAUUCUCUGCUCCAUAUUAUUAUGGGUUCUUUAGUAACAGACUACAAGCGUAUUGCCGGCAAAACCUGGAGAUGAAUGUGACCGUGGAGAAUGUACUUCAGAUCUUGGAAGCCGCAGACAAGACCCAGGCUCUGGAUAUGAAGAAGCACUGUCUCCACAUCAUCGUCCAUCAGUUCACCAAGGUUGCAAAGUUGCCGAACCUACGAUUACUGAGCCAGCCUCUUCUCAUCAACAUAAUCGAGUCUCUGGCCAGUCAUAUCUCGGACAAACAGUGCGCUGAACUUGGCUCUGACAUCUAAGACCAGCUGCGAGACAAAUCAUUUAAACACAACCAUUCCAUAUUGCUGGGCAGGGUAUUUGUUUUUAUUUGUUUAAAAAAGGAUCUCAACACACAGGACCAAGAAGUUAUAACCAAAUAUGAAACCAUGUUUAGAAGAAUAAUUAACUGGAAUUGCUCCCAUGCACUAAUAUGCCUUAUCCUGCAUGCUUUACUGAAGCUGUAUUCAAUGUGUAAGAAAAUAAAGUUAAAUAUACACUACCAUUUCAUACUGCCAGUAGCAGUCAUAAUUUCAAUUUAAUGGGAACAGAUGGACUUAGACAGAAAUUAGUGUAAGAUGUAGAAUAAUUGCUGUUUAAAUGCAUACACAAUAUUCAAACAAACAUAAUAGAAGCUAAAGAUUUUAAAAAUGGACUUAGAUUUUUGAAUCUCAUGAAUUAAUGACAUUUCCUCCAAAAGCACAGUCUAGAUUUGAGUUCUACAUUAUAACAGUGGGAUAUGUGUGUAUGGUUUAUGUAUAACUAUUAAUGCCAGCCAUAACACACAAUAGAGGGUGUAUUUAUCAGUGAUACAUAACACCUUUUUUAUGUUACAGUGAAUAACUUUUGUGAUACUUUGUUUUCGAAUGCAGCAGGAUAAGGUCAUCUGUGAUUACUAUAGACCUACCAACCAUUCUAUUGUUAGUUUUGCAUGUAAAGUAAAAACAUAAGUAUUAUAAUGAUACAUCUGAUGUGUUAGUGUUUGUUCUCUUGUAACAAUUGCAAGAUACACAUGACACACUGCACUAAAGUAGAAAUCUGAAAAUCCUGGUACUCUGUGUGCAUACUGAAAUAUGCAAGCUCUGCAAAUAAUUUGUACUAGGCACUUAUUGAAAUUCUUUAUACAGACAAUCUGGGCUAAAUUGCAUAUCUUGUAUUUGUGUUAAUAUUUGUAUAAUAAAUAUAUAUACAAUAUAAUAUUAACUUGAAAUUUUAAAUGUAUAUUUUAUGUGACUGUUCCUAUACUCUAGGUAGCUAUACUGAAUGUAUUCUGUGAUGUCUAGGUUAUAUAUUUACAGUGACGAUUCCUAUGCUGCUUCCCUUUAUUCUGUGACAAGUACUUUUUUCCUUUUGUAUGGUUUUGUAUGAACAUGACCCAGGCAGAAUAUAAACGCACAGUAUUAUUGUUCAGGAAAUACCAUAGAUGUUUCACUACAGGGUCAAACAUUGCCAAUGUUAUUCAAAUAUUAAAGUGGUUAUCUGUUCUAAAUUUUCUGUGUGGUUAUUGCACAUUGCUUCCAUCAUGUCCCUUUAAAUCUUCCUUGAUGAAAAAUAGAUACAGUGUAUCAUAAUACUAUAUGCUAAAUUAAAGAAAUAAUAAAGUACGGUUUAUGUAAA